GUUCAAACUGCUGAAUCGAUUUCAAGGAGAAUCCUAAAACUGAAAAAUGAAGAAUUGUUGCCACAACUUGUCGAGCUGUUAAAUGGCCUUAUGAGACACUGGAAGAUGAUGUUGGAAUCACAUGAAACCCAAUACCAAAUAUUGAAUCAAGUGAGGUUAUUUAACUGUCCUGCUUAUGGAAAAUUUUGCAAUGGCUCACAUCGCUUAGCCACAAUUGAGCUCGAGGCAGAACUGCAAACCUGGCGUACUUGCUUUGCCGCCAUUGUUUCUGCAGAGAAGGCAUAUAUUGAGGCUCUUCAUGGAUGGCUAUCUAAGUUCACAAUCAGUGAAGUUGAUGAAAUCUACUCUUGGGGAAUAUACUCAACUCCGCCAUAUAAGAUAAAUAGGCUACCAAUACUUGUAAUCCUUCAUGACUGGUUGGCUUGGCUGGAGAAAACGCCUGAAAAGAAAGUUACCUAUGCAAUCAAAAGCUUUGGCAAAGAGGUGCAGUCUCUCUGGGUUCAACAAGGGAAGGAGCUGAGACAGAAGAGGAGAGUUGAUGAACUUGCCAAGGAAGUUGAUAGAAGGGGCAUUGCUCUUCAGAGGGAGGAAUGCAAAAUUCUUGGACCAGAGCAAUCUGUGCAGGGUUCAGAGGUAAAUAUGCGUACUCCGGUUCAAUAUUUGUUAAAACAGAGAGAGCUUUUGGAGAUACAUAGGAAGAAGCUAGAUGCCGGGAAGGCAAAGCACCGAGCUAGUAUGCUAGAGACACAGCAUAUUACUUUAAAGGCUUUUCAGAGCGAGUUCUGUAGUGUUUUAUCGUCAUUAGCUGAGUUUUCAAAGGCUUCUAUUAAAGUGUAUGCAAGCCUUGUGACUUACAGCGAAAAUGCGAAGACGCUUUAAGAAGAAAAUGGUAGUUAAUUAACUCUGUGAC
Molecule: messenger RNA, 910 nt
Organism: Neltuma alba
Lineage: Eukaryota; Viridiplantae; Streptophyta; Magnoliopsida; Fabales; Fabaceae
Product: nitrate regulatory gene2 protein-like
Exons: 2
Coding region: 91-879 (262 amino acids)
Source: RefSeq, a predicted model, not a curated record